Molecule: messenger RNA, 1215 nt
Organism: Darwinula stevensoni
Lineage: Eukaryota; Metazoa; Arthropoda; Ostracoda; Podocopida; Darwinulidae
Source: the annotation of a GenBank genome assembly
UCGUGCUCGGGAGUGAAGUGCGGCGAAGGGGGCCGCUGCGCCGUGCGCCACGGCCGCGUCCGCUGCGUGUGCGCCCCGCCGUGCACGCGCCGCGAGCGGAAGCACGGCCCCGUCUGCGGCUCCGACUCCCGCACCUACAAGCACGUCUGCCGCCUGAGGAAGCGGCAGUGCCGGGGGAAGGACCCGACGCUCCAGCUCGAGUACCAAGGCCCCUGCCAACAAAGCUGCCAGUCUGUGCGUUGCACCGGGGAUCUGCGGUGCGUCCUGGACCAGAACGGCGACCCGCACUGCGUCGCCUGCCGCGCGGCGUCGACGUGCGACGAAGGCGGCUCCGACCUCUGCGGCUCCGACGGCCGGACCUACCCCUCCGCGUGCGAACUGGAAUCGGCCGCGUGCGAACUGGGACGAGCCAUCCCCGUCGCCCACGAAGGACCCUGCCUGCCGAACGCGACGUGUUCGACGGUUCGAUGCAGACCGGGGCAGAGCUGCCUGGUGGAGGCGACGACGGGCCGGCCCCGCUGCGUCACGUGUCCGCCCCAGUGCGACUCCUUGAAGCCCGUCGCGGUCUGCGCCUCCAACAAUGCGACCUAUACUUCAUGGUGCGAGAUGAUGAAGCAGGCCUGUCGAUCGGGUCUGGCCCUGGACGUCCUCGGUCGUGGGACCUGCCCCGCUCUCGUCGCCGCCGGUCGGUUCCCGGUUCGAGGGGGAGGAGGGAGGAGCCGGCGAGUCCAAGUGGCUCCACGGCUCUCGGAUGCCAAGGCGGCUCCCAGAGGAUCUCCACCCCUCCAACAAUACUGUGAUUUUCAACAAAGGGAUGCAUCUUGAGCUGGAAUAGUGUAGAUCACUACUCAAAAAUUCUAAUCAAGCAUCACAGUGUUUGAACUGGGGGGAAACCAUUUUGCCUUCGGCAAAAAAAAAACAUGUAUAAAAGAACAUUAAGAGGCAAGAUCCUUAAACAAAGAUCAAUGGAAAUGUAUGCUUUGGUCCAGCAACUGAGAGUACAACUAAGUCCUGGCAGUAAGACACUAAACUCAAGUGACUGACUUUCUCCGGUGACAUUCAUGAAUAAAAAAUAUUUGUGAUGAUUGUCUUAACAUGUUCCCCUGGUCUGUCCAGUUCAUGUCCAUAAUUAAUAGUGAGGAACCAAAGAUCCUUCAUGUCUUGGUGUGACUCUUGCUGUUGCCAUUUGAUAGGAAUAAACCUUCCCUUGUCACC